Molecule: messenger RNA, 1731 nt
Organism: Echinostoma caproni
Lineage: Eukaryota; Metazoa; Platyhelminthes; Trematoda; Plagiorchiida; Echinostomatidae
Source: the annotation of a GenBank genome assembly
AUGCGAAAGCCCAGGAUCCUAUAUUUUCUGACAUUCAUAUCCGGUUUACUAUGUUAUGUGUUUUGUGAAGAGACAGAGCCCAUACAGGCAACUGUAGGUGAAAUUACCGAGUGCCGUGUGGAGUUCAAACUGGAAUUGCCGGAUAAACCAGAAGGACAACACAAAGCACCUCCACGUAGUCCCCAUCAUGCUCAGGCUCCGGUGCUCACUGUUGGAGUGUAUCAGUGGGUGGAAUUACAGUGUACAUGCUGUUGCACAGAAAAAGAAGAACAAAUCAAGCGUGCUGCCGCUCGAGUAGCCGCAAUGGAUCAGUCAACCACACGUGCCUCCACAGCCAAUUACACGAUUGAUUACGAGGAACCGAUCGAAGUUGCCCUAGGAAUUGGCAGCUGGUUCGGUUUGGACGAGGACCAAGCAUACGGACUAUUUGUGGUUGCCACGGUCCCCGGGGGUGGAUUAGCUUAUUUGUUUACCUAUCUCGUACACGGGGAACGACAUCUUUCGGCUGCUUUAUCCCUGAUGACAAGCCUACUGGACACCGGGACCUCAGUUUUGUGGACGUUCGGAGUGGGUUGGUUCUGGUUCGAAAGACCCAUGCAAAUGGACAAAGCUGUCGGUUGGCUAUUGCUGAUUGCAGUCGGUCAAGCACUCGGGACAAUCAUGCGCGGAUGUCGACCCAGCGUAGCACACGGGAUCUUGACCUGGAUCACUCGACCACUGCUCCUUCUGGCCGGCAUUCUGAUGGUCACACUGGGUGUAUAUAUUAAUCACUACGCUUUCACGGAAUUCAAUCAGAAUCUGAUAUUCAGCUUGCUCUUUCUCAUCACCUUCGGAUUCGCUUUGGGGUGGAUUGCCGGACAGAUCACAGGACAGGAGAUCACCAUCACUCGAGCUUUGGGUACCGAGGCUGCUGUGUUUAACGGAUUGUUGUGUAUCCCGUUGCUCAGGACUACGGUACACGCACCGGAGGGCGAUUUGGCCGCAAUUGUGGCCGUAUGGGCCACAUUUUUUGUACCAAUACCACUGAUUUACCACGGUAUUGUGUCCGUAGUGCACCACUGGAUAACCGAUUAUUGCCAACGAAGAAAGAAACAGAACGAGCAAAAUGCGAUGAGUGCAAUUAUUGCUAACGCGGCCGGUGAUGGAACAGACCUGGGUGCGGCUUCGGUAGCGGCAGUGGCAGCGGCUGCAAUCGCAGUAGCACCGGCAAUAGCGGCAGGACCGAAAGAGGCGCGUCAGCGAGGGACACAACCCAGAACACAUGAUUCCAGUGCGGAAGGUUUCGUGAAUGUUUCCGAAUGCAGUGUGGACUUAUUCGAGACUCGUCGUGACAGUUCCAGACGCUCAGAACAUGAGCAUAUCCCAUUGAGUCACACACCUCAUGACCAAACUGCAGAUCAGCCACUAGUUCCGCUCACUUUAACAGAACUGGAUAUGAACAAGCACAACCCUGAUCGAUUGCGCAACCAUGUGCCAGGACUAUCAAAGCCGCAUAAGUCGCAAUCCCACCUGCCGAAGACUACACAUACAGAGGAUCAAGUUUUGCCUUAUCUCUUAUCGGACUAUGAUCCCCGUUCGGUGGGAAAACAGAUGGCUUAUGCUCAACAUAUUGCGCCCAUGCAGCAUCGUCAGUUGGACGAGCCUGUGCACGGAUACACUCCGGUAAAACCUCACCAAGCUCACCGCCCGACCCAUGAGAAGCACAAGCCCCCUCCUUACACUAAUUUAUGA